AUGGCUGGAAUAACAGAAAACGGAAGAAGAAUCAUGGUAGCUAUUGACGAAGGAGAUGAGAGCAUUUACGCUCUGACAUGGAGUUUGAAGAAUCUGAUUUUUCAGAAUUCGAAAGAUCAUCUUAUUCUCAUCUACGUUAAGCCUCCUCGUGUCGUUUACUCAGCCUUCGACGGCACAGGAUAUCUUUUCUCAUCUGAUGUAACGGCAACCAUGGAGAAGUAUAGCCAACAAGUUGCUGAAUCUGUUUUGGAGAAAGCCAAGUUAGUCUGUAACGACGUCCAAAAUGUGGAGACGAGGAUAGAAAAUGGUGACCCUCGGGACGUGAUUUGCCAGGCGGUUCAGAGAUUGGGUGUUGAUAUCUUGGUGAUGGGAAGCCAUGGAUAUGGUGUCAUCAAGAGGGCUUUUCUUGGAAGUGUGAGCAACCACUGUGCACAGAAUGUGAAGUGCCCUGUUUUGAUUGUGAAGAAGCCAAAAUCAACCGAUGGAGAAGAUAAUUAA
Messenger RNA from Lathyrus sativus (Indian pea), 498 nucleotides. Lineage: Eukaryota; Viridiplantae; Streptophyta; Magnoliopsida; Fabales; Fabaceae. The record is from the annotation of a GenBank genome assembly.